CUUUCACAUCACACUUACAUCUUUAUAUUAUUUCUUCACUAACCAAUGAGUCCUACAACCUUUUUGUUACAUUUGCUCUUCAUUUGUUCCAUUUUUCAUGUUACUUUUGCAACGAGACGACUAACUGAGUUAGUUCGCGACUCGUCUAAUUUACUGAAAUACCAUAACGGUCCACUUCUAGCCGGAAAUAUCUCGGUCAACCUCAUUUGGUAUGGUAACUUUAAACCGUCCCAAAAAGCCAUAAUCUCCGAUUUUAUUACCUCUCUCAAUGCUAAAUCCCAAAGCCAACACUCCGUCAGCACGUGGUGGAAAACAACCGAAAAGUACCACAACAAAUUAAACAAACCAAAGUCAAUAUCUAUCCGACUAGGAAAACAAAUAUCCGACCCGAAAUACUCCUUAGGAAAAUCAUUAACAGAAAAUCACCUUGUUAAACUCGCUUCAAAUGUUGCAUCACCAAUUACCGUUAAUAUUGUUUUAACCGCAAAUGAUGUGAUAGUCAGAGGAUUUUGCUCUGGCAGAUGUGGGGCCCAUGGUUCGGGGUUGCUAAAUCCCAAAACUACCCAUGGUAAAGGAAAUAAAUACAAAUUUGCUUAUAUUUGGGUUGGUAACUCAGAGACACGGUGUCCAGGUCAAUGUGCGUGGCCAUUUCACCAGCCUAUUUACGGGCCACAAGGUGCGCCACUAGUUGCACCAAACAAUGAUGUUGGUGUAGACGGGAUGGUGAUAAACUUGGCUAGUUUGUUGGCCGGUACGGUUACAAAUCCAUUUGGGAAUGGGUAUUAUCAAGGGGACGCAAAUGCACCUUUAGAGGCUGCAUCUGCGUGUCCAGGGGUGUAUGGAAAAGGGGCGUAUCCGGGUUACCCAGGGGAUUUGUUGGUGGACUCUACUACAGGGGCGAGUUAUAAUGCAGUCGGUGUAAAUAAAAGGAAGUACUUGGUUCCGGCUUUGUAUGAUCCAUUUACUUCAACGUGUUCUACUUUGGUCUAACAAUGACUUAAAAAUAUGUUGUACAAAAUAACAUAUAAAAGAAUGUAGUCCUUUUGGUAGCAGAUGUAAAUCAUGUAACUUUUUAUUCCUUCAUUCUAUGUUUUAAAGUGUUUGAAUAACAUAUAUGUAUUUUUUUAUAUUUCUUUAGCA
Erigeron canadensis is the source of this 1140-nucleotide messenger RNA. Its product is annotated as protein PHOSPHATE-INDUCED 1-like. The record is from RefSeq and is a predicted model, not a curated record. Lineage: Eukaryota; Viridiplantae; Streptophyta; Magnoliopsida; Asterales; Asteraceae. Bases 46 to 990 code for a protein of 314 amino acids. The transcript has a single exon.